GAGGCAGAGGAUCACACCAAUCCUCUUGCUCAACAAAAUCGGAUUCAUCCCUGCUCAACACUAUGGCCACAUUCAUGGAAACAAGAAUACUUGCCAAUGCCAUGUUUCUUGUCCUCUGUGUUUUUGUCAUCUCAGAUGCAAGCAUUGCAGAAAACCAAGAAGGCAGAAACCUAGACUACCAAGAAGACGAAUCCUUCUUUCCACCUCUCACGGUAGCCACGGAGAGAGACAACACUCAAGGGAAUAUUCCUAUCGUGAAUCCAACAACACCAGGUACGACUCCAAUCAUUACCCCAACCAGCCCAUCCCCACCACUCACCGCCGGAGGAAUAGGACCGAUUCCGACCACUCCGACAGGACCGACCCCGAUUUUUCCGGUAGGACCAACUCCGACCGUUCCGACAGGACCGACUCCGACUUUCCCGGUUGGAUCGACCCCGACCGGUCCGACAGGUCCGAUGCCAAGUGCUCCGACGGGGCUAACGCCGACCGCUCCGGCAACGUCCGGCGGCUCUACAACAUCCGGUGGUUCGUGGUGCAUUGCCAAUCCCUCUGCUUCCCAGACUGCUCUACAGGUAGCUCUGGACUACGCUUGUGGGUAUGGUGGAACAGAUUGUUCAGCACUUCAACAGGGUGGGAGUUGCUAUGACCCAAACACAGUUCAUGACCACGCCUCUUACGCCUUCAACAACUACUACCAGAAAAACCCAGCUCCUACCAGCUGUGUUUUUGGAGGAGCAGCACAGCUCACAAAUACUGAUCCAAGUCAUGGGAGCUGCAGAUUUGCAUCGUCGUCCAGCACUCCAACAACACCACCAACACCAACUGGGGCGACCCCUACAAUUCCAAUGACACCAAUGACGCCAACAGUUCCUAUGACACCACCCAGCACAACUAUGCCGGGAGGAAAUGGUGGUUUAGACCCAACAGGAGGCAAUGAUUAUGGUUCUGAACCAACGGGAACCCCCAGUCCAGCAGGAACCUUAUCAGCCAACCUAGUGCUGUUCAUCUCCACGAACUGUCUCAUGUUAUUAAUCACAGUAGCCAACCAUUUCUAGACAAGCUGAGAUCAAAUUGGUUACCAUCUCCCAUAUGAGAUGGCAAUCACUUGGAAGCUUCAAAGAUAUACAAAAUUUUGGGGCGGAGGGGAAUUACGUUAUACAAAUCUCAAGGUCUUAGCCUCAUGGUUAUUAGUUCUAUGCUCUCAGAUAGAGUAGGAAGCAAAGAGGGGUAGAAACCAUGUCGCUCGAGUCCUAGAUAGUUAGCUAUAUUUCUACAGUUAAUAACCUUUCUAUACAAAGAAUACAUGCUUUAGGUUAGUUUUAGUGAAACCAUGUGUAAUACAUUCAGAUCCUACGAGUGACCAGGGAGGAUUAAUAAUCUAUAUUCAUCAAUAGCUCUUUUUAUGCUGACA
Salvia miltiorrhiza (redroot sage) is the source of this 1414-nucleotide messenger RNA. RefSeq lists its product as uncharacterized. Bases 63 to 1058 code for a protein of 331 amino acids. The transcript is spliced from 4 exons. The record is from RefSeq and is a predicted model, not a curated record. NCBI's taxonomy places the organism in Eukaryota, Viridiplantae, Streptophyta, Magnoliopsida, Lamiales, Lamiaceae.